AUGGAAAACACCUCUCCUGGGGCAGGGGCUGACGGGUCCCACCAGUCUGGUUCGGACGCGUCUUCGGCACGGAAUGGUACUUCCUUCAGUGCAUCAUUGACCCUCGGCCACCCCUUCACCAACCUCGACCCAUUCCAUUCACCUUCCCAACCGCGACGCACGAACGGACACUCCCGACACGAACUCAAAGUCUCCCCGAAGGCCGUUCCGCGACAUCAAAACGGCACCCGGGACACGGACGCAGGUUGGGGGAAAUCCCCGGCCCCGCAGGCCGUGCCACGCGUGAAUGCAGACGCUGUGCAGCACGAGCAAUCCAAUACAUGGAUAGCUCCGGAGAGUUGGGCGGUGGACGGCGAACCUCGUCCAGACAAACCGGACGGCUCGGCCGAUUCGGACGGGGAGGACACUCAGAUUUCGACAAUCAUCGCAGAGAAUACCUAUCAUAUCCGGAUCUACCGCUCUGACAACACGAGUCACAACAUCUCUGUCUCGAACGUCAACUUGACAGUCGACGAUAUCAAAGGCCAUCUCAACGAGAAAUUGCUGCUCGAAGCCGACCCCAAAGCGCACAGUUUGAUCUUCAGGGAGCGUGGCAGGGAACGUGUUUUGGCCUCGACGGAGAGGCCGGCGGAUAUAGUGCGCCGCCGACUGCUGCAAGCGGGUUAUGAAGAGUCGGAUGGGUUGAACACGAUUGGGAGUGGAGAUAUCCGGUUCCUCCUCAAGUUCAUCUACAGAAGUGCUGUCUUAGGCAUCGGGAAAGAGAUGGAGUUCGAUGACUACACUGUCGUCGACCUUACGGGGAAAGGUCUCAACGCGGUACCACCCAGCUUGUACCUCCAAGGCGCAGCUAUUGUUUCGCUGAACCUAUCCCGUAACCCUAUGCUGGAGGUUCCCCUCGACUUCAUCCAGUACACCACGUCCCUUCAAGAGCUCCGAAUGUCUCACAUGGCGCUGAAGCGAGUCCCUCCAAGCGUGCAUCACUGCAAGAGCCUCCAGCGCCUUGACUUGGCGUGCAACCGCAUCGGGGACCUUGGAGAUGCAGGUCUUGCAGAUCUUCCGGAGCUCUCACAUCUCAGGCUAGAGAACAACCGCAUAGAUAAACUCCCCCCGUACUUCUACCGGUUACGCCAGCUGCGAGACCUGAAUAUCUCGAACAACAAGUUCGACCACCUCCCCCCCAGCAUUUACGAGCUGCGCAAUCUCCGUCAUCUGGACGCAUCGUUCAACACGAUCUCGGAGAUCUCAGCCAGGAUCGGUCAACUAGCAGAACUCGACUCGCUGACGAUCAUUGGCAAUCGAGUGUCAAGGUUACCGGUUGAGUUCGCUCUCCUCAAAAACCUGCGAUUCCUCGACUGUCGACGUAACAACAUCACGGAUAUAUCGAUAGUCUGCACACUCCCAAACAUCGAACAGCUCUUCACGGAUCAUAACUCCACACAUGCUUUGGACGUGUCAUUUGGCCCCGCCCUCAAACAGCUCGACACUUCUCAUAACGACAUCACUCAACUCAACCUUAUCCCUGGACCACUCGGAUCACCUUACGCCCUCACUACUCUCGACCUUUCCCAUGCGAAGCUCUCCUCGCUAGACGAUCUCGCUCUCUCCCAGCUUUCCGUUCUGCAGGUUCUCGACAUCGACCACAAUUCCAUCCGUUCCCUCCCGGAUAGCCUCUGCAGCUUGACCCGGCUCAAGUAUUUGUCGUGCUCCAACAACCACUUGUUCAAGCUACCGGCGCAGUUGGGGAAUUUACAGUUCCUGGAAGUUCUCGAGGCGCACAACAAUGACCUUUCCGAAAUUCCCAUGAGCCUAUGGCACUGUUCGUCCCUCGAGGUCCUCAACGUCACGUCGAACGUGAUCAGCACAUGGAGUCUACCGCUUGGCUCCAUCGAUUUGGAUGUCGCCAACGCUUCCCUGUUGGGCAGUUCCAUCAGCCUGAUUUCGGAGAGGAAGUCGUCGAACUGUUCCUUGACUGAGUCGUCCCUCCCCGCCCUGGUCUCGAAGCUGAAGAAGCUGUAUGUCGGUGAGAACAGCUUGACGGCAGACAGCCUACCUCCCUUGGCGCUCCUCAGGGAACUCCGAAUCCUCAACCUGUCCUUCAACAAUAUCCAGCAACUGCCAAGCAGCUUUUUCCGCAACCUCACCCGCCUUCGCGAGCUCUACGUGAGCGGGAACAACAUCUCCGCCAUCCCGACAGAGCACCUGCAGCACAUGACGAAACUCGAGGUGCUCUUCCUGAACGGAAACCGGUUACAGACCCUACCUCGAGAAAUCAGCAAGCUGACGAGCCUGUCGGUGAUGGACGUCGGGAGCAACUCGUUGAAGUACAACAUCAACAAUUGGGAGUUUGACUGGAAUUGGAAUUUCAACACCAACCUGCGGUACCUGAACCUCUCUGGGAACAAGCGACUGGAGAUCAAGCCGAACGGCACCAAGCAGAGUCAGCCAAAGAAGAAGAAUCCCCGUCUGGAUUUCGAUCCUCCCGAUCCUGCUGAGCUCUCCCAGCUGUCCGGAUUUUCCAACCUCACCCAGCUGCGCAUUCUCGGUCUAAUGGAUGUCACCAUCAGCACCCAGGCGAACAUCCCAGAGGAGUCCGACGACCGCAGGGUGCGGACCUCCAUGGCGGACGUCAACGGCAUGGCCUAUGGUAUCGCCGACACGCUCGGGUUGACGGAGCAUCUCACCAUGAUCGAUCUCGUGGCUCCACACUUCCGAGGUCAACAUAACGAGGCCGUCUUCGCUAUGUUCGGGCGCGCGUCCCACAUCGCCAGCAACAACCGACUCACGAAGUUCCUUCACGAUCACUUUCUCGACAUCUUCCAGACGGAACUGUACAAGCUGGGAAGGCGCCUCCCGGGAGGGGUCUGCGACGCCCUGCGCAGGUCAUUCCUCGAUCUCAACAGGCAACUCUACGACCAUCUGUACUCUACAAACGCACGGAAAAUGUCGAGGAGUACGUCGGGGACCACGAUACUACCGACCGUGAAGGAAAGAAUCGGCGCUUCGGGGAUCGUGCUGUACUUGGUGGACAAGACGUUGUACAUCGCGAACGCGGGGAACGCACUCGCCGUCAUUUCGAAGCAGGGCAUCGCGUACCUCGUGUCUCAUAAGCAUGACCCCUUCGACCGCGACGAGACCGCGCGGAUACGGCAGGCGGAGGGUUGGGUCUCCCCGAAAGGGCUCGUCAACGACGAGAUCGACGUCUCGCGCUCGUUCGGCUUCUUCAACCUCCUCCCCGUGGUCAACGCAAAGCCGUUCACGAUGAAAUACGACCUCUCAUCCGCAGACGAAUUCGUCAUCGUCGGCAACCGCGCCCUGUGGGACCACAUCUCGUACCAGACAGCGGUCGACAUCGCGCGCAAGGAGCGGGACCCUAUGAUCGCUGCGCAGAAGCUCCGGGACUUCGCCAUCUGCUACGGUGCGGAGGGCACGACCAUGAUCAUGAUCAUCAAGGUUUCCGACCUCUUCAACCGCUCGCUGCCCCGCGACCCCCAGUUCUCCCCGGAACCGAUCAUCCCAGCGGAAGUGUACGACGCCCUGCGGAAGAAGAAGCCGAUCACCAGUCGAGAGGUGUCGCGCCUCGAAGACGAGGUCAUGGCGCCGACCGGACACGUCGCACUCGUCUUCACGGACAUCCGGAACUCGACGCACCUGUGGGAGGUCAACCCUGGGAUGCAGUCCGCGAUGGUGCUCCACAACAACCUUCUGCGGCGGCAGCUGCGGUUGUGCGGCGGGUACGAGGUCAAGACCGAAGGAGACGCGUUCAUGUGCUCCUUCUCGACCACGACCGCCGCGGUGCGUUGGUGCAUGAGCGUGCAGAAGCUGCUCCUCGAGCUCCCUUGGCCCCUGGAGCUCCUCGAGUGCGAGGACGGGAAGGAGGUCUACGACUCCAAAGGCCGCCUCAUCUGCCGAGGGCUGUCUGUGCGCAUGGGCAUCCACUGUGGCCAGCCGGUGUGCGAACCCGACCCGGUCACGGAGCGCAUGGACUACUUCGGGCCCAUGGUCAACCGCGCGGCGCGCGUGAACGCGGUCGCGGCGGGCGGCCAGAUCAUGUGCAGCGCAGACGUCGUCAAGGAGAUCAACGCGAGCGUACUCGGUUCGCAGUCCCCAACCGAGUACACGCACCUCCAGCCCGUGCGCGCGGUGGAGGAGAUCCGGGAGAUGGGCGUGCAGCUGUACCCGAUCGGCGACAUGAAGCUCAAGGGCCUCGAGGUGCCCGAGUACCUCAACGUGCUCUACCCCGUCGAGCUCGCCGGCCGGUACAUGAUCGACCAGUUCGACGCGGUCCCGACCGCGUCCGACUCCCGCGUUCAGUUCCGCGUCGAGCAGAUGCGCGAGCUCGGCAUCCUCUGCGUCCGACUCGAGACGCUCGCGAACUCGCAGAUCUUCCGGCCCGCGACUGGCCGCAAGGGCAGCGUCGCGUCCACGAUCGGCGGGGACGGCGCGGCGCAGCAGCCGACGGCGGACUCGUUGCUGGUCGUCUACCAGGACCCGAACCUGUACUUGCCCGUGAUGGACGAGACGUCGACGGACGCGCAGCUCACCACCGUCCUGCACUCGCUCUCGCUCCGGAUCGACAACGCGCUCUCGAAGCUCGCGCUCCUCCACAUCGUCAAGUCCGAGACGGCCGUCGGCGGACCCGACCUCUCGCUCCGGGACCACAUGCUCUCCAUCCUCCGCCCGUCCGUGUACCCUCUGGACGAAUGCGCGCCGCCACCGUCAUCCUCUUCCGUCGACUCGCUCGGCUCCCCUUCCUCCUCUUCCUCAGACACUGUGGUGUAA
Epithele typhae is the source of this 4779-nucleotide messenger RNA. Its product is annotated as adenylate cyclase-like protein. Gene Ontology annotation, molecular function: protein binding. Bases 1 to 4779 code for a protein of 1592 amino acids. The transcript has 4 exons. Gene Ontology annotation, biological process: cyclic nucleotide biosynthetic process; intracellular signal transduction. The record is from RefSeq and is a predicted model, not a curated record. NCBI's taxonomy places the organism in Eukaryota, Fungi, Basidiomycota, Agaricomycetes, Polyporales, Epitheliaceae.